Messenger RNA from Acanthamoeba castellanii str. Neff, 1260 nucleotides. RefSeq lists its product as uncharacterized. The transcript is spliced from 5 exons. The coding region runs from base 1 to 1260 and encodes 419 amino acids. The record is from RefSeq and is a predicted model, not a curated record. Lineage: Eukaryota; Discosea; Longamoebia; Acanthamoebidae.
AUGUCGGCUGAAAGUUUGGCAACUGCUUCUCUGCUGGCCAGCAGUGGCGCCUGCCUCAAGAAGGACUGCGCGCAGGGGGGCAAGCCGGCCCCCAAGAAGGAGGAGGACUACACCGGCAUCAUCAAACGCACCCGUCCGCUGACCGAAGUCACCCGGGCCGACGUCACGCUCGUCGAGUUCACCAACAUCGACUGCGACGGCGCGCCCAUCGUCGACGCCUUCCCCUCCACCGGCGUCGUGUCCGUCCUCGCUGGAAUGCAGCUGGUCAAGUCGAUGGGCCUGCCGCUGGUGGGAGUGCUGAAGUCCCUCAGCAUCCCCUCGGUGGCGACGGUGCAGUGCGAGCAGCCCUCCCACCCGGCCCGCAUCUACGGCAACCGCGGCAUCGUCAUCUUCGUCUGCGAGAUCAGCCUCGACGAGGUCGUGGCCCGGUCCGUCGCCGACCUCAUCUACGACUUUGCUCGCAGGCACCGCUGCCCUAUGAUCUACACCGUCGAGGGCAUGGCCACCGGCGACACGAUCAAGCUGGAGUCGGGCGAGGAGGUGUCGCUGGCGCAGGAGGACGGGGAGGGAACGGCGGAGGAGGGGAUGCACACAGAAGGAAAAGAAAAGGGAAAGACGAACGAGCAGCAAACACAAGAAGAAGAGGAGGAGAAGAAGAGCGAAGAAGGCGAAGGACACGAGAACGGGAAGAAGGGGUCCAAGGGCGAGAAGGACCAGAAGAAGGGCAAGAAGGAGCAGGAGACGACGAAGAAGGAAGACGACAAGAAGGCGGCGAAGACGAAGAAGGAAUCAAAGAAGCAGAAGCAGAAGAAGAAGCGAGAGGAGGACGAGGAGCGAAGUGCGGAGAAGAGAGGCGAUGAUGGCGAUGACAACAAGAAGGAGGCGAUUGCGCGGAAGCUCUACGGCGACAAGGUGCACUUUGUCACCACCGAUCCCGCACUCGCGCAGAAGCUGCGCGGGCUCGACUGCGUGCCGGUCGUCGAUGGCGUCAUCUCCGGCGUAACUGGUGCGAUCUUGGCAGAGGCCGCGUUGGUGGACCAGGAGGUGACGGGGCUCGUGGUGCCGACGAGCACGAUCAUCCCGUCGGCCAAGUCCGCGAUCGUGCUGCUGCAGCUGCUGGAGAAGCUGGUGCCAGGCAUCGCCAUCUCCGUCUCCGAGCUGGAGAAGCUCGAGGACGAGCUCGAGGAGGUGCGCAAGGCCGUCAUGAAGGCCCUCCCGGCCCUCACCCCCAAGGCCCCGCCGUCCAACCUCUACCUCUGA